This is a messenger RNA of Nanorana parkeri, 4024 nucleotides long. It is a transcript of the gene BLTP3A, whose product is annotated as UHRF1 binding protein 1. The transcript is spliced from 25 exons. The coding region runs from base 1 to 3897 and encodes 1298 amino acids. Gene Ontology annotation, molecular function: histone deacetylase binding. The record is from RefSeq and is a predicted model, not a curated record. NCBI's taxonomy places the organism in Eukaryota, Metazoa, Chordata, Amphibia, Anura, Dicroglossidae.
AUGCGGGUGAAGACAGUGGCCCUGGUGAAGCAGAUCUUUCUUGAGUGGCAAAAACCAUGGCGGAACCGAGGCCAUGAAUUUAACAUAAGACUUCAGAACCAAAAACGUCUCUACUGUGCAUUCGCCGCCCCAUCAUCCUUCACGGCCGAAUCUUCAGACUGGAGUGAGCAGCAGAGACAGAGCAUGUUUGUGGUUACUGUGAUAUUUAUACUCAUUGAGGCCAGAAUGAUGGCAGGCUCCCUUCAGCCUUGCCUCCGCUCCAUCGGUCUAAGGUCCUGCGACGCAUUGAGGACGCCGAGAGACAUACAGUCGCUGGAGCGGAGGAGGCAGGCUGAAGGGAAUGGUGUAGCGAGUCGGGAUCGUGGUCCGGCAAAAUGCACAGUAAGGCUGCAUUCACACCUAAGAAGGCACAUAGCCAGGUUUGCCAAGAACCUGUCUCCAGAACAGAUCAAUCUAAGCACAUUGAGAGGGGAAGGACAGCUGACAGAUUUGGAGCUCGAUGAAGAGGCUCUGCAGAACAUGCUGGAUUUGCCCACAUGGCUGGCCAUCACACGUGUGUACUGUAAUCGUGCUGCAAUUCGGAUACAGUGGACUAAACUGAAAACGAAUCCAAUAUGUCUGAUGCUGGAUAAAGUAGAGAUUGAAAUGAAAACAUGUGAGGAUCCUCGACCUCCAAAUGGACCUUCUCCUAUCGCACUUGCCGCAGGGCAGAGUGAAUACGGCUUUGCAGAGAAAGUGGUUGAAGGCAUGUUCCUUGAGAUUGGAUGUGUCAGUAUUAAGAUUCAGUCUCAUACAUUUCGUGCAUCUCUGCAACUGUGGCAACUCCAAGGUUACAGUGUCAGCCCAUAUUGGCAGCAAAGUGAUUUGCGCUUCACUCGCCUCACCCAUUCACAGCGUGGAGAGGUCCUUACAUUUAAACAAGUUACUUGGCAGACCCUUCGCAUUGAAGCUGAUGCAUCAGAAAACUGUGACGAUGCCCCAACCACUCCUCUACGCCUGCUUACAAAUGGGGGGAGAUUGAAUCUAGCACUUAAAAGAAGGAUCAAAGACUGCAUGGUGCUAUCCUCCAAGCUUUCCUUCUUCUUAGAUGAGCUGUUGUGGGUCCUCACGGACUCUCAGCUUCGGGCUUUACUUUCAUACACCAAAUCCUUAAGUGAAGCUGUGCAGAAAUCAGUGAGACAGAGGAAGCAGUUAGGAGAGCCUCAGGUAAGAGUCCCCUCUCCCACUGCCCCUCCCCCAUGGUCUCUCUCCCCUCCUCCUUCCUCAUCAUCUAGUCUAGGUCAAUACUUCGAGAAGUUUGAUGUGAAGGAGACCUCUUAUCAUCUUCUCAUAUCAAAGCUGGAGUUACACGUGUGUGAUGAAAGCCAGACAAAGGGUACAGUGUCAGGUGGCGCUAUACAAGUUACUUUGCGCAGAAUUAACCUGGAUUAUUAUCCUACCCAUAAAGCAGGUCUGAGCUGCGCACAUUGGAAUCGUUUUUCCUCUGCAAUGGGCACAUGUGAGCAGUGGAUACAAGAACUUGCCCAAGAGCGACAGGCAAAAGAGGACUGUGAAGAUAGUAGUAUGCUAGGAAAAAUGCAAUCUCCAAAACGUGGCAGUGCAGGAUCAUCUACCUCUUCCCUUUACCUCCGUUCUGUACUGAUAAGAGUGGAUGAUAUGGACAUUCAUCAGGUAUCUUCCUCUGGACAGAGCCCACAGAAACCACCGCUAAUUUCAUGUGGUCAUAUUCCUGGUGCUUGCUCUGCUGUGCAUCUUCAAUACACCGAGUAUUAUCGCUUUCCAGGAGACAGCCUUUCAGUGCCUCCUCCUGCUCUGUACAUACAGCUCCAUGGUCUCCUGGUAUACCUUGCUGCCCAGUCUGUUCUGUGGCUGAAUUAUUUUAUGUUAGACCUAUCGCAUCAUCUUCAGCAGUUUGCUGCUGUGACUUCCAUUGUGAACGAGGAAGCUAGAGAACACAGAGAUGUGCGUCUGGAUGGAUUUAACCUUAAGCUAAGUUUUCCUGUGCCACCUCCUUCUAACAGCCCACCUGAACGCCCUUCUUCAAUAUGUGCUCAUCUUACCUCAGUUACCCUCACAAACACACGUCAAGCACCUGGAUCAAGCAUUGACCUUCUUCAGAAUACCUUCCGGUCCUUUGCUGCCCAUGAAGCUUUUCAUUAUCCUCCAGGACCUUUGCAUCCUGCAUUUUUGUCUCAUGUGUAUCCUUCCUCUGAGCCCCCGUCAACAUCCUUAUGGAGUUUACACAGCCCUGGCUUGUCUUUGCGUUUUGAGGGAGGUGUUCCCAAACACCAGAUACUCCUCCACCCCAUGCCAUUUACUGCCUGGGCCUGCAUUUUACUAUCUGAACGACAACUGCUGGUUAUGUUCAGUGUGGAUCAAAUGGUACGAUUGCAGCUGAACCACUACCAUUACCUCACCUUACUACGUUUACAGGAGCAGGUGCAGGCCUUGUUGGAAGGGUUGCAAAAACUGGCACAUUCACCAUCAGAAAUGCCUUCUCUCUGCCCUACUUCAAUCUCUGUUGGUCUACUGAUUCCAGUGGUCACUAUUUCUCUUAUGCUCCCUGCUUCCCACUCCCUAGUGCAGCCAGAGGACUCUGAGAGGAGCAGUCUUAAUGGAUUUGAACUGACAGAUGGAGACACAGGAAGUGAAAGAGAGAAGAACAAGUUAAUUUUGGUUAAUAAAAAUGAGGUCUUGGCUAUACCUCUUGGAAUGGAGCCUCAGGAUGAGUUUGUUGUGCAGCAAGGAAUACCUGCUCAGCCUGAUGAACAAAUCAAGGCGGAACAAGUAGAAGUGCCAGUAAAAGACAGUCCAAAUAAGGUGGUGGCUCAAGAUAGUACACAGGCAAAGGAACUUUCUGUUGAUCUGUUUUUGGGGAAGGAUUUUGCACGUGACACUUUGCUUAACACAUUGGGUCUAACUAGAGAAAAUUUUAGCCUUGGGAAGGAAAGAAUGCAGCGCCUUCUGGGUGAUACUAAACAUAAAGACGUGGAUGCUACCCAUAACCAGAUGAGCUCACCUCUUUCUCGCACACAGUCUUUUGACACAGUUUCAUUAGAGGGGUUUGAUGUUUUGUCUCUAGACAGUGAAACUACUGAGAAUUUCUUACUUAAAUUGGAUGCAGAAUUGGCAGCUAAUGUAGAAACGGCAUUAUCUGAUCAGGACACCACCUCUCAGAGUACAGAAGGUCCUGAACCACAUCAGAUUUUGACUUUAGCCCUUCACAAUGUCACCUCUGUGACCCGCGUACUUGGAGAAGAUGUCUCUGUUACUGUCCAAGCUUUGGACCUCAGCUGUGCACAGAAGGCUGAAGACCUGAAAGGCCUGGUAGCAAGUAUUCCUGGCACUCCUCCUGCUUCCAUGUCUACUCCUCGUGUCACACUGUACUUUGAUCUCGGCCCAACUGCAGCCUCCUUCUCCCCACUUGCUGUACGUAAUGGAUUUCUACAAUUGCUGAUUCAGGAUUUUUGCUCUACGAUACCAGUUUCUGCACUAACCCACCUAGGACCAUUCCUAGAGGAUGAGAAGAUUCCUGAGAUACUACCCAUGAUCAUACAGGUCAACAACAGCAAGAUCACGCUCCAUGAUGAUGGGCCACGUCUUUACCCCUCUCCAAUCUCACCUGAGCCAGUUGCCUUUUCUUUGAACAACCUCAAAGUACAGCGUAAAGAGGAUGGAGUUUUCUGCCUUAUAGGUGAAGAAUCUCCAGAUCCUGUAUCCAGAGAUACACAUCCUUCUUUUGUACAUAUCAGCAACAGUUCAGAAGCUUUACCUAAAAGUAUAGAGGUGCUCCAGCAAGAAUUACUAGCUGCUCGGGCAAAACUUGAACAACAGAAACAACAAGAGGAGAGACUCCUCCAAGAAAUCCGGAAAUAUAACCCCCUAUUCAACAUCUGAGUGAAAGCUGGGCACAAUAACUACCACUUCCAGUUGCGGACUGCAUGUCACGUAAAUUUGAAAUGUCUCACCUACUUCACCAGAUUCAUAACUGAACCUUUUUCUUCAACUGUGUUGCCACCUUGUA